Messenger RNA from Aspergillus tanneri, 1947 nucleotides. RefSeq lists its product as uncharacterized. Bases 1 to 1947 code for a protein of 648 amino acids. Lineage: Eukaryota; Fungi; Ascomycota; Eurotiomycetes; Eurotiales; Aspergillaceae. The transcript is spliced from 5 exons. Gene Ontology annotation, molecular function: FAD binding. The record is from RefSeq and is a predicted model, not a curated record.
AUGACUCUGAUCACCCAGCACGCAGCGUCCCAUCGGGGUCUGCGCGUUUUGCGCUCCUUUGUGCCUCCCCUUCCCCGACAUUCGCCUCCAUUUCCCUCUAAGGAUCCCCCUCCAAACGAUGGCAUCGAGAGACGCGAAGUUGUCGUAGUCGGUGCCGGCCCAGCAGGCCUUAUGCUCACCGCCCUCUUGUCUCGAUAUGGCCUCUCCGACGACUCGCUACUCUGUAUUGACCAGAAGCCCGGUAUCCUCCAAUCCGGCCAGGCGGAUGGAAUCCAACCGCGCACCCUGGAAGUCUUCAAGACGCUGGGCCUGGCCGACGAGAUCCUUACCGAUGGCUGCAAGAUGUACGAAGUCGCGUUCUGGAACCCCGUGGAGGACGACGGGACGGCCCGCGCCCCUGGGAAAUCCAUCGAACGCACGUCGAUCAGCUCGGAUAUCACGGUGGCGACGCGCUUCCCGUUCGAGGUGACCAUACAUCAAGGCCGGGUCGAGCGCAUCCUGGAGGACGACUUGUCGCGGUACUCCCCGCGAGGCGUCCAAUGGUCGACGGCCCUGGUGGAUGUGCACAUCGACGAGGAGGGAGACGCCGAAUUCCCGGUCGUCGCCUGUCUGUCGGCUAAUGGGGAGCGACGGACAGUCCGAGCAAAGCACCUGGUGGGCGCAGACGGAGCACACUCGGUGGUGCGCCAGGCGAUGCGCGUUCCUCUGCAGGGUGAAUCCACCGAUCACAUCUGGGGAGUGGCCGAUUUUGUCGCCGAGACGAAUUUCCCGGAUAUUAGGCGGCGCACGGCGAUCCACUCGCGCGCUGGGUCCGUCAUGGUCAUCCCGCGGGAGCGCAUCGCUACGGGAGAGUAUCUGACGCGUCUGUAUGUGCAAGUUCCCGGUGCCGUGACGGAGGAUUCACGCGAGCGGCGCGCGCAGGUGACGCUUAAAGGCAUCCUGCAGCAGGCGCAGGAGGCCAUGUUCCCAUACUACGUGCGUCCACGCGAUGGAUCCGUGGACUGGUGGGCAGCGUAUCAGAUUGGACAGCGCGUGGCCACGACCUUUGACGUUCGCGACUCGACAGGGGUUCCGCGUAUCUUGAUUGCGGGGGAUGCGUGUCAUACCCACAGCCCAAAGGCCGGCCAAGGCAUGAAUGUGUCCAUGAUGGAUUCGUACAACCUCGCCUGGAAACUGGCUCUCUCUGUGCAAGGCCUCGCCGCUGAUGGUGCGCAACUCCUGCGCAGCUACCACGAGGAGCGAUACACCGUGGCACAGGAGCUCAUCGAAUUUGACCGUACCUUCUCGUCCAUGUUCUCGGGCAAAAUUGGCGAGUCAAACGGCGGUGAGACAUUGUCGCAUGACCAGUUUCUGGAAGUCUUCAAUCGGGGGAAUGGCUUCACCAGCGGAUGCGGCAUCGAAUAUGGCCCAAGCACUGUUGUCGACCAGGAGGAUGCGGGCCUCUUGUGUGAACCGAUGGAUUAUCUGGGGGGCAUGCUGAGACCCGGACGACGACUAUUGAAUGUCACCGUAAAGCGACACGCGGACGGAUCACCCAGGGACCUGCAAGAUGACUUAUUCUCGGGCCGAUUUCACCUUCUAAUCUUUGCAUCCACCGAUCUCCUCUCACCAGUGGGUCUCUCGGCGUCGAUAAUCAACGCCAUGUAUCACCGCGUGCUUCCUAGUUUCUCCCCGGGGCUGAUUGAGCUGACCGUCCUUCAUCCGCGGUUAUCUCGACCCUUUGACUGGGAGGAUGUGCCGGGGGCCAUCAAGCAAGGAGCGGAAAUGCGCUUCUAUAAUGGUGUCGACCAGCAGGAUGCGUAUGCCAUAUACGGUGUUCCCCAGGAUAGGGGUAUUCUCGCCAUCGUCCGACCCGAUGGUUGCGUAGGAGUAUUGGCAAAAUUGGAGGAUCCGGAUCGAGUAGCUUCAUACUUACGGGGCUGUUUGCGUAUGGUAAAGGCUGAAUGA